UUCAGGAAAAUGUUUUUGUAUGGAGAGCAAAUUGAGCAAUGAAUUGAGAAAAACCUCGCCUGCGACGUCACAGGAACCUGGUCUUGUUCUUCCGUGAGUUCUCUUAGGAACCUCUCUGUGUCAGUCAGAGUCUCCACAAGACGAAGAUGACACUCAAAUGGGUUUUGCACUGGCAGCCAAACGCAGGAAGCACUGUGAACAGUCAAAUCCUGAGCGAAGUCUCGCAGUGCGUCGAGAGCAUCAAUGGCGUCAAAGAAGGCCGCUGGAGAGCCACCCUCACCUUCUACAAACCCCACACCCGAGAACAGUCAAUGGUGGCCGAGUUCCCGCGCGAUUUUCUAGGGAUUUUGCUACCGGAGCAGCCGAACAAGUACUACUUCAUAAUCCGAGGGCAGCGCAUUGUGCUUGAGGCGGACUCGUCGAUUCAGACUCUCAUGGAGAAGCUUCAGUCUUACAAGACCCGUGUCGCGCUUCAUUUCGAUGGCUUUCAGUACCAACUGGGUGACUUUCAGCUGAGAGUGGGAAAAGUUGUUCCUACUCACUCCGAGAAUUUGAGAGGGAUAGUAAUGGAGGUAGAGUAUGUUCCAAUUUCCUCUGUGGAGAAAGCGAGGCAAAUCAUGGAAGAGUUCCUGGAUAUAUGGCAAGAAGCUGUAUCAAAAAGAUCAUUACCAGGACAUUUUAUGCAUAUGGAACCAAAUUUUGCAGAGUAUGGCCUCACAGACCACUAUACUUCCCAACACACUGCUGUUCAAUAUGCUACGGUAAUGGCUCAACUCAUUGCAACAGUGCAAGCAGUGCAAUCAGUGAGAAAUUAGCAAAGGGUGAAAGAUUUGUGUCAUGUAUGUGAUAUGGUAUAACUGGCUCCUUUUCAUUUUACCUUUCUCAUUUUAAGUUUAAAUCCAGUAUCUGAAGCUUUAAUUGAUGCACCACUUAGAAUCCUA
Molecule: messenger RNA, 941 nt
Organism: Corylus avellana
Lineage: Eukaryota; Viridiplantae; Streptophyta; Magnoliopsida; Fagales; Betulaceae
Product: mediator of RNA polymerase II transcription subunit 20a-like
Biological process (GO): regulation of transcription by RNA polymerase II
Cellular component (GO): mediator complex
Molecular function (GO): transcription coactivator activity
Source: RefSeq, a predicted model, not a curated record